UGCCGGCCAAUAACGAUCCUUGUAAAAUACCAAAAUCAGCCAAUGCCAUUUGCCAAAUGUGUAACAAUCCCACCUACUGGAAGUUAUUAGAUUGAGCCCCGAGGGCCCGAGCGUAUUAUUACAACGUUAUGCUCAUUUGAUUAAACCUGUCAAAUAAUUGUGCGUUUUUUUCCAUUGCUCCACCAAUUGUGACUCACUUGUCACACCCUUUUAUAAAGCCCACAACUGCGUAAAAACCCCAGACAACCUGCAGUGGUUGAUAAAUAAGUUAAAAGGGAAUGAGUUUCCUCGAUAAGUUUGACGUUUAAUAUUAUCACAGAGAUUAUCAAGCAAAGAAAACGUUGAGGGAAACCUUCUUGCUGGAUUGAACACCAAAUUGAACGAUUUUAUAACAAUUAUGUCAUUUUUCGGAGUUAAUGUUAAUCCAUUCUCGACUCCUGUGGGUCAGAGGAUUGAACAAGCAACUGAUGGCAGUUUACCUAGUGAAAAUUGGGCCCUCAACAUGGAAAUUUGUGACAUAAUAAAUGAGACCGAAGAUGGGCCCAGAGAUGCUAUUAAAGCGAUAAAACGGAGAUUCACUCAAGCAGCUGGAAAAAACUAUACUAUUGUCAUGUACACACUGACAGUAUUGGAAACAUGUGUGAAAAAUUGUGGCAAGCGUUUCCACAGUUUGGCAUGUGCAAGGGAAUUCGCUGGAGAUCUGGUGAAGCUGAUUGGACCAAAGAAUGAACCUCCGACUGCUGUACAAGAGAAAGUUUUGAGUUUGAUUCAGACGUGGGCCGAUGCUUUUCGUCAUCAGCCUCACACACAGGGUGUAGUGCAGGUUUAUCAAGAGCUAAAGGCCAAAGGCAUACAAUUCCCCAUGACUGAUUUGGAUGCAAUGGCGCCGAUUCUCACGCCAGAGAGGAGUGUCCCAGAGGUAACAACAGCUGCACCCCCGCCCCAGGAACGUCCAGCACCAGCUGCAGAGCCCACAGCUGCUCCCAUUCUACCCACAGCGCAGCCUCAAGUGGCAUCUCCAAUUCGUCUCCAAGAUCAGCACAUUGCUAAACUGCGAAGUGAACUCGAAGUGGUCCAAGGAAACAUGCGAGUUCUGGCUGAGAUGCUGCAGCACCUGACCGAACAAUGCCAGAACAAUCAGCAGCCAGAGCAAUCUGACCUCGAUUUACUCCAUCAACUGCACUCCACAUGUCGAGCCAUGCAGGAACGAGUGGUUGAACUCGUUGGAAAACUUGUGGACGAUGAAAUGACUGCUGAGUUGCUACGCAUCAAUGACGAACUAAAUAAUUUGUUCUUGAGAUACUCGAGAUUCACUAAGAAUAAAUCUAUACCCCCGGCUAGUGUUAUUCUGGCUCAGGCCAUUGGACAUCCACCAACGAGUAAUGAAAUUACAGGAAAACGUUCUGAACCAUCACUUAUUGAUCUGGGAGAUGGCGAGACUGCGGCGGGUCUUGAUAAGCAAAUUUCUGAACUGGAAAUUAAGGGAGACGAGACGAGGACUAAGACGAAGGAUAAAGAUCACCCAGAUAAUGACGAAUUCGAUAUGUUCGCCCAAUCCCGUAAUGCAACGUAUGAAACGACGAAGAACAGUGGAAGUAAAUACGAAGAUAACAUGGAGGAAUUGGACAGUAGUAUAACUAAAGCACUGAAAAAUCGUAACCUGAACUUAGGAGCAUCUGGAGCUUCAAAUUCUGUAGAAUCUGACAUUGCAGCUCCGGUUGGGGCGAGAACUGUUUUGCCAAAUCGAGAGUCAGAGUUCACAGAAAUGGCAGCGUGGCUCGAUAAUACAACGGCCAAAGAACACACUGGGGAUCAAGAAUCCUUGACAUCAUCAGAAUUCGAGAGAUUUUUGGCGGAACGCGCAGCAGCAGCCGACGCAUUGCCAAAUUUACCAACAGUUACAACUGCCCCAAGUACAACAACAACUGGAAAUACAAAUAUUCAACGACAAAUUAACAAAGAUCAAGACAAAUCACUAUUUGCCCUUUAAAUAAUACAUUUAUUUAUCCGUCUAUUGACUAUUGUUACGAAUUUUUUAAACAAAUUAUUAUUAUUUAUAUAUUUUGAGAGAUGAAAGAGAGAAGAGAUAUCGUUGCUUUCUGCUUUUACGUACUUAUCAAUUUUAUUGUAACGCACCCUAUAACUAAAAACCAAAAUUAGAUACGAAAAUGAAAAAUUUUGGAGAAAGAAAUUAGUGUAAUCAAUGAAUCAAGCAAUCGUAAAUGGCAAAUUCUCUCUAAUUGCUAUGAAUACUUGAAGAGAGUGGAAACUUUACACUUUUACCUAAAACCACCCUGAAACAUAGUGCAUAGAUUCACAAAAUGGAGGAAAAUUGUUUUAAAAGGUAAUUGCUAUAAUUAAUUCAUUGAUCAAUUCAAUUGUAUAUAAAAGAGUCGGUUGGACUACUUUUUAUAUAAUUCAGUCGACUUAUACCAAUGCAGGAGAUGUAUUUCAGUAAUGAAGUGGUAAAACUUAAUAAUUAUUAAAAACUCAGAGAUUUAAGGUUCAAAGCUUAAAAACUAAUAGUAAAAGUUCAAAAUUUCCCUCACUUCGUAAUUCGUGCCGAGUAAUCACCACAGUGGAAAUUCAAUUUUCACAUUUUACCACUUCACUACAGAGUUAACAUCACGUGGAGUAAAUUUCCAAAUCAUUGUAACAUUUUAAUGAAUUAAAUCGCAUCUCAAAAUUGA
Fopius arisanus is the source of this 2690-nucleotide messenger RNA. RefSeq names its product TOM1-like protein 2. Gene Ontology annotation, cellular component: endosome; membrane. Bases 398 to 1990 code for a protein of 530 amino acids. The transcript is spliced from 9 exons. Gene Ontology annotation, biological process: signal transduction. The record is from RefSeq and is a predicted model, not a curated record. Lineage: Eukaryota; Metazoa; Arthropoda; Insecta; Hymenoptera; Braconidae. Gene Ontology annotation, molecular function: clathrin binding; ubiquitin binding; phosphatidylinositol binding.